UCAUUCAGACGGCAACAGAUAAUCGUGAUCGUAUCGUAAAAUAAUUUGUAUCGAUUUGUAAAUUGGUGUCUUUUGAUCGAAUUGUGAUUUAUUUCAUUACAUUAAUUACUUGCAAAAGUUCAUCGGAUUAAAAAUAAGUGGAAGUUCUUUUGUCUUUCAUUUACGGGACUCUAUAAAUUUAAGAAGAUACCUACUCAAUGAUAAAGAUUUAUCUACGGCAUCUUAAGUAGCAUAAACAUAAUCUCGUGCUUAUUAAUAGAUAAAAAUGAAUUUCGAUAAAGGGCAUAUACGGCACUGCAUGCUUUUUUGUUAUAAUCAAAAAAAGACUGUUGAGGAAGCAAAACGAAUCAUCUCGGCAACUUAUGGAGAAAACGUUGUAUCCACCAAUAUUUGUAAGGCGUGGUUUAAAAGGUUUAAAUGUGGCGAAUUAGAUGUUAAUGAGAAACCGCGUUUAAAAAUAUCGAAAAAUUUUAAGAAGAAUGAAUUCCGAAAAGUUUUUGAUAUAAAUCCACCUGAAAAAUUGGAAAAAUUUGCAAAUGGAUUUAAAGGUGAGAAUGAGUCAAUCGUUUCUCCAUGGUUAAAGCCAAUAGGUUUUGUGGAUUCAACAACGAAUAUUCAAAGAUCGAAAUCUAAUCAUCCUUCAAUUUCUAAAAUGGUUACUACUGCCAUUGAAGAAUUGAAAGAUCGUAAAGGCUCGUCGCUUCAAGCCAUUAAAAAAUAUAUUAUAGCAAACUAUGAAGUUAAUGAUGAAAAAUUAACACCUUUUAUAAAGAAAUAUUUAAAGACUGCAGUUUCUACUGGUACAAUUAUACAAACUACAGGAAAGGGAGACUUAGGAUAUUUUAAACUUUCAAUCAUGAAAAGCAGAGAUCCAAAGACGAAGAUACAUCCCGUCAUCAAGAAAAAGAAGACUGUCAAUAAAUCUACUAAAAAAAGGAUAGUUGUAACUCGUAAGAUAGCAGUAGAUACUAACAAGAAAUCUAAAGUACUGACUAAGAAAGCUGAGUCUACUAAGAAACUUACAGAUCAAAAGAGGCCUAAAGUUCGUAAUUCUACAGCCGGUGCUGUUGCUGCUGCUGGUGUUACUAAAACAAAAAUUACAAAAAAAGCACCACAGCAAAAAAUCAAAAUUAAAAAGAUUAAAAUUAUCAGAGUACCAAUUAUCAGAAUGAAAGCUCCCAAAUCAAAGAGAACAAAGAAAUAAUCAUUUUUAAAAAGAUAUAUAAAUCAAUAACACAUAUGCAUGAUAGCAAUAGCUGUUACUACAUGUACUGUACAAAAUUUUGAAAAUAAGUUAAGUGGAGGAAAAGAAAUAUAGAGCAUACUCAGUUACAAUUAAUACAACAAGACAAUAAUAGCAAUAAGUAAAAACAUAAGAAGUUUGGAUUAUAAAUAAUGUGCUUUUGUGUAAAUAGCCAUUCAUAAUUUGCCAAUGUCGAGGAAGUACAAAAAUGGUAAUUUCAUUGCCUUAAAAGAUAUACCAUUAUUUAGAAAUAUGAUGAAACAAUUAUGUGAGAAGUGACGGAAGGUUAUUGAAAGUGAUAACAGAUACAUAUUUUUUUAUUAAAAUGAAUACAUAUCAUUCUUUUAUACUGUUAAUUAAAUAAAUAUAUAUAUUGAAAAAUUUGAUGGGAACUUUUGGAAGCACCUAAUAUUUCUAGGAUAAUAGAUCAAUAAUAUUGUAAAUGCUAAUCUAUAAAUUGCGAAAGAAUAUUUUAUAUGAUUAUAUUCGCGUUACGACAUAAAUAUUAUUUGUAUUAUUCUAAAGAUAAAAAAUCUAUUUCUACUGCAAACAAAAAAAAAAAAAAAAAAGAAAAAGAAAGAAAAGAAAGAAAAAACGAAAAGUUCAAGUAAAUAUAUUUUAUAUACAGGAAAGCGUCGAGAACUGUGCUCAUGUAAGGUAAUCAAUCGUGUUACAGGAUCAUUUGACGAACAUUAUUUAAAACCGUAAUCCUGAUCUUCUAACCGCAAGUCUAGAGUCUAUACCAAGACAUAGACAUUAGAUUGGCAAAAGUAUAGAUCGAAUUAUUACGUGCGUUGUACGUGGACGGUAGUCGUGAAAAAAAAAAUCUAUAGACAAAAUAACUAUAAUUAUCGCAAUUACGUUUAACAAAUUCAAAGGGGGGAAAAGAAAAGGAAAAAAAAAAAAGAUAAAGAGAACGUAGUCAAACGCAUAUAUGUAGAACAAGGAAUAUCUCGAGUGCAAGACAUUCUGGUUAAAUCUGAUUUUCUCUAUAUAUGGUUGAACAGAAAGUUUUCUACCCGCAAAUGUUCUGUUUGUGGGUAAAGAAGAAGAAGAAGAAGAAAAGAAGAAGGGAUGAUUAUGGGGAAAGGGAAAUAAUGGACGCAACACAUACCACCUGCAUUCCUGACACGACCAAGGUGCCUCUCGGUUGCGUCCAUUUUUAUCUUUCCUGCAUACCGUUUCUCUUCAACCGAAAAAUUCGUUUCAACGCAUACAUACAUAUACAUGUACAUAUUUGAAAACUUACUCAACUAUAUUGAUCGUAGAUACAAAAAAAAAA
Molecule: messenger RNA, 2525 nt
Organism: Vespa mandarinia (Asian giant hornet)
Lineage: Eukaryota; Metazoa; Arthropoda; Insecta; Hymenoptera; Vespidae
Biological process (GO): chromosome condensation; nucleosome assembly; negative regulation of DNA recombination
Cellular component (GO): nucleosome; nucleus
Molecular function (GO): structural constituent of chromatin; nucleosomal DNA binding; double-stranded DNA binding
Source: RefSeq, a predicted model, not a curated record